Molecule: messenger RNA, 3832 nt
Organism: Nycticebus coucang (slow loris)
Lineage: Eukaryota; Metazoa; Chordata; Mammalia; Primates; Lorisidae
Product: zinc finger protein 267-like
Exons: 5
Coding region: 118-1974 (618 amino acids)
Biological process (GO): negative regulation of transcription by RNA polymerase II
Molecular function (GO): DNA-binding transcription repressor activity, RNA polymerase II-specific
Source: RefSeq, a predicted model, not a curated record
UCCGGCCGCCAAAGUCGGUCUGUGUUCGUUGCUCCCGCUUUCCUCCGGAAGAUCCUGAUGUCUCUUCUCGGUCCUGUAGCCCAGUGACUCGAAGGUACUGCAAGAUCUGUAAGGAGGAUGCCGGGACGACACGGAAGGCAGGAAGCGGAACUGUUGACAUUCAGGGAUGUGGCCAUAGAAUUCUCUCCAGAGGAGUGGGAAUACCUGGACACUGCUCAGCGGAAUUUGUAUGAGGAUGUGAUGUCAGAGAUCUCCAGACACCUGGACUUUGUGGCCUUAGUGUCCUGCCUCAGUGUUGGUCUGUUUGAUAUUUCUCCUCUUCAUGAUUUCAUCUUGAGACAGAAUCGCACUCUUGCUCAGGCUGGUAUUGCAGUCCCAAGCUCAUGUGAUCCUGCAGCCUCUCAGUGUGCUGGGAUUACAGCACUACAUAGUAAACGAAGCAAUAACCAGUCUUUUGAAAGCCCCAGAGAAACCCAAAACUUUGGAUAUGAGAUUGGAUUACGUGUUCAGUCAAAUAUUUCUGAAAACCAGAGACUUAAAAGUGAAGAAGAUAUUUCUAAAUGUGAUCGAUUUGAUGUGUCCUUCAUUAAAGCUUUAUUAUCCUUCCACCAACAAAUACUAUCAUCAGAUGCCAAAAUGUACAAAUGUGAUCAGUAUGGCAAGGUGUUUACCCGGUUACCACUGCUUAAUCAAUAUCAGGAAAUAAAGAAUUGGAAGAAACAUUACGCAUUCAAUAAAACUUUGAUGUUUUUUAUCCAGAGCUUUACCCUAAAUAAUUACCAACAUAUUGAUGUUGAUAUGAGAAAUUAUCAAUGUAAUAAACCUGAAAAAUUCAUAAACCUGGUCUCAUGCUCUAGAAAAUAUCAGAAAGCUCAAUAUCCAGAGAUCCAGUACAAAUGUGAAAAAUGUGAGAAAGUCUUUCACCAAUGUUUAAGGCUUGUUAGCCGUGAGGAUAUCCAUAGUCAAAAAGUUUCCUACAAAUGUAAUAAACAGAUUGAAGCUUUCUCCCAGUCAGGGAAUCAGUCUCAAAAUCAGAGAAUUCAUAUUGGAGAAAAAUCAUACAGACAUAGUAAAUGUAAGAAAGUCUUUAUUCGGUCUUCCAAUCUAAGAAUACGCAAUAUAAACCGUGCUGGAGAAAACCUCUACAAAUGUAAAGAAUGUGGCAAAACCUUUAACCUUAAUUCACUCCUUACUCAACAUCUAAGAAUUCAUACUGGAGAGAGACCCUACAAAUGUAGAGAAUGUGGUAAAGCCUUUACUCAGUUUUCACAUCGUAGACAACAUGAGAGAAUUCACACAGGAGAGAAGCCCUAUAAAUGUAAAGAAUGUGGUAAAGCCUUUACUCAGAUUGCACAUCUUAGACAACAUGAGAGAAUUCAUACUGGAGAGAAACCCUAUAAAUGUGAAGAAUGUGACAAAGCCUUUAUCUAUCGUUCAAAAUUUAUUCAACAUCAAAGAAUUCAUACAGGAGAGAAGCCUUACAAGUGUAAACAAUGUGGUAAAGCCUUUACUCGGAUUGCACAUCUUAGAACACAUAGGUUAAUUCAUACUGGAGAGAAACCCUACGAAUGUAAAGAGUGUAAUAAAGACUUUACUCAGAUUGCACAUCUUAGAGCACAUGAGACAAUUCAUAAUAGGAGGAACCAAUAUAAUUGUGAAGAAUGUGGCAAAGCCUUUAACUAUCGUUCACACUUUAUUCAGCAUCAAAGAAUUCACACAGGGGAGAAACCCUACAAAUGUAAAGAAUGUGGUAAAGCCUUUACACAGCUUGCACAUCUUAGAAAACACGAGACAAUUCAUACUAGAGGGAACCCAUACAAAUGUAAAGAAUGUGGCAAAUUCUUUGCCAAGUCUUCAAAGCUUAGGCGCCAUCAGAAAAUGCAUAAUAAAAAGUCCUACAAAUGUGACAAAUGUGGCCAAUGCUUUACCUAUCCAGCAAGCUUUAAAAAACAUCAGAUAGUUCAUACUGUAUAGAAACCCCUACAAAAGUAAAGAAUAUGGUGAAGCCUUUUUUAGUUUUCAAAUCUUAGACAACAUGAGAGAAUUUUUAUGGAGAGAAAUGCAAAUAUGAAGAAAAUGGCAUAUCCUUUAUCCAGUCUUCAAGGCUUAGACAACAUCAGAAUAUUCAUAAUGGAGAGAAACCCUACAAAUGUGAGGAAUGUGACCAAAUCUUCUACUAUAGUUAACACCUUACUUAAUACCAGAGAAUUUAUACCACAGAAACCCUGUAGAUGUAAUAUAAGUGAAGAGGGUUUUAUCCCAAAUAUACAACUUAGAAAUCACCAGGGAGUUUAUAGAGAAAAAGAAUUUACAGGUGAAAUAAAUGUGCAGAAGUAUUUAAUCAAAACUUAAGUCUCAGUGCAUCAGGGAAUUCACACAAGUAAAAAACAAGUACACUUUCAGAUUUUACACUAACCUGGAGUAUUUCUAUGGAAAUGUAAAGAACAGUGUAAAGGAAAAGCAAUUAGAUAAUUUUUCAAAAGAUACAAAACUUUGAUGUUUGGACAGGUAUAAUUAUAUCCUGUGGGUACUUUGUAUUGAUAGUGUUUAACAUUCUUGAAAAGCAAAUAUUGAUGCAAUUCAGAUUUCAAUUUUGUUGAUGCUAUACCUUUAGCCUUAAUGUUUAUGUGAAAAUAUGUGAUCUGUUAUUUCUGCAGCAGAUCUAUGAGAGGUUAUUCAAUGUUGUGUGAACAUGAUUAUUCAUUUCUCCUUUGCUAUCUUAAUGGCAGAUAUCAAAUACAUUAAGAAACUCUAAAAGAUUUUUUGUGUUUGAAUUACAAAACAGUGAUGCAUGUAAGCAUACGGUAUGUUAUCAGGACAUUUUUCUUUUGUAUUAAAGUAAGAGAGAAACAUUCUAUUAUUAAAUUUUCAAAAUAAAAUUAUUUUACCAAUUUCUCCCUAAACAUUAAAAACUAGACAAUUAGUUAAAUGAUACUUACAUAUCAUACUUACAUACUUACAUAUCAAGUGAAAUAAAAUGAAAAUCUUGAAUAUUAUUUGAUGUGAUGGAAAAUGUUACUUGAUGUAAUGGACAUAAAAAUGUUUUAACAGAUUUGAGAGGAAAAUGAAAACAAGUCCUAUAUGGUUCUGUGUGUAUUCAAAUCAGCAUACACUAGGCCAGGCGUGGUGGCUCAUGCCUGUAAUUCCAGCACUCUGGGAGGCCGAGGCAGGUGGAUUGCUUAGCUCAGGAGUUUGAGACCAACUUGAGCAAGAGUGACAUUUUGUCUCUACUAAGAAUAGAAAAACUAGCCAGACAUUGUGCUGGGCACCUGUAGUCCCAGCUACUCAGGAGGCUGAGGCAAGAGGAUCACUUGAGCCCAAGAGUUUGAGGUUUCUGUGAACUAUAAGGAUGCUAUGGCACUCUAGCAUCAGUGACAGACAAGACUGUCUCAAAAAGAAAAAAAAACCUACCUGUAUACACUAAAUAAUUAUCAACCAAUAAAAUUAAAGCAUAAAUCUAAGGUCACUAUAUUAGACAAAAAGUAGACUUGUGAGUGCUUGUGACCAAGGAGCAUGUAGUAGAUUUUACAAUGCUUUAUUUACCAUAUGGCUUACAUUUUUUAGUGUUUUCACACUGAUGUGCCAUAAAUGAAAUGUUAUUCUGUCGCCCUUGUUAAACUAUCUCAUUUUGUCCAAGAUUGCAGUUAACAGAUUAAAAUAAUACAUGAUUUAGAUAGCACAGUGGAAUAACUUUUUUAGUAAUCUCUUUUUCCUGAGGACUUAAAUUUUCAAUAAUUUGGAGAAUUUUGUUAUACUUAACUAUUUUGUACCUUUUUCUUUUUUUUGUAUCUAAGGGAAUGUUGAUACGGUUAUAAUAAAGAUUAUAUGGGAG